AUGGACCUGCCUCUUGGUUACAAGUCGAAGAGCUCUGGACUCGUAUGCAAGUUGAACAAGUCCAUCUAUAGUUUGAGACAAGCCUCAAGAAAAUGGUUUUAUAAAUUCACUUUAGCGCUGCUCACUCACAAGUUCAAACAGUCCAAGCAUGAUUACUUACUCUUCUCUUAUGGUAGUGGCGACAAGAUUAUUUACUGGCUGGUUUAUGUAGAUGACAUCAUACUAGCUAGUCCUUCCAAGGAUAUGAUGCAUAAGGUGCAGAAACUGUUAGAGGCCUCCUUCAAAUUGAAAAUUCUGGGUGAUUUGAAGUAUUUCUUAGGCUUGGAACUAGCAAAGUCCAGUGAUGGAAUUAUCCUCAGCCAAAGAAAGUACGCCUUAAGCAUCUUGGAGGACACUAAUUUUACAGAUUCCAAGUCUGUUUCUCUGCCUAUGGAGGCUAACCUCAGGCUGAGCGACUCCGAUGGUGAUUUGCUUGCAGACUCCUCCAUCUACCGGAGACUAAUAGGGAGGUUAAUGUACCUCACCAUAUCCCGUCCGGACAUUACUUAUGCGGUUUCUACCCUUAGUCAAUUCUCGUCUAAGCCUAGAACUACUCACAUGAAUGCACUUCACCAUCUCUUGCGAUACUUGAAAGGAACCGUGGGUCAAGGGUUAUUAUUUUCUGCAAAAUCAGAAAAGAGGCUAAUUAAUUAUGCGGAUGUAGAUUGGGCGGGAUGUCCCGACACUAGAAGAAGCGUUUCAGGUUACUGUGUGUUCAUUGGGGACUCUCUGAUUUUCUGGAGAUCAAAGAAACAACAAACGAUUUCCCGAUCAUCUGCUGAAUCUGAAUACAGAGCUAUGGCAGCUGUGGCUGCUGAAUUGACUUGGUUGACAGGACUCCUAUCUGAUUUUCAAAUCAAGGCACCAUCUUCCAUGCUGUUUUGUGACUCUAUGUCAGCCAUCCACAUUGCAUCAAACCCACAUUUCACGAGAGGACUAAGAAUAUUGAGGUAG
This is a messenger RNA of Arachis ipaensis, 993 nucleotides long. NCBI's taxonomy places the organism in Eukaryota, Viridiplantae, Streptophyta, Magnoliopsida, Fabales, Fabaceae. The record is from RefSeq and is a predicted model, not a curated record.